Numida meleagris (helmeted guineafowl) is the source of this 1987-nucleotide messenger RNA. It is a transcript of the gene TMEM80, whose product is annotated as transmembrane protein 80. NCBI's taxonomy places the organism in Eukaryota, Metazoa, Chordata, Aves, Galliformes, Numididae. The coding region runs from base 1087 to 1470 and encodes 127 amino acids. The record is from RefSeq and is a predicted model, not a curated record. Gene Ontology annotation, cellular component: ciliary transition zone. The transcript has 6 exons. Gene Ontology annotation, biological process: non-motile cilium assembly.
UUUUGGUGCCUCCUCAGGACGGCGGGCUGCAGCGUGUCCGUCUCUGCCCAGCAAACCAGCACGGGGCUGCUAUUCUCUGUGUCCCUCAUCCAACGUUCCCCCCAGUGGAAGGCGUUUGCUGUGGGGUUUUGCUGACAUCUUCUUGCUCCCCGUGGUGCACGAGCCCCGUGACCCAGCGUGCAGGCCUGGCAGAGGGCCGGCCGCCAUCAAGAGUUCGCCCAACUCCUUUCCUUAGGAAGCAAGGCCACGGAUUGGCUUGUGGACUUGCAGACACAAGGUUCGGGCAGCGCACCACAGACAGCUGGUGCUGCCCGGGCCAGCAAGAGGCAGUAAAAGCAGCUUGCGGCAGCCUUUCCUCUUCUCUCAUGUUUAUUCACCCCUGUCUUUUCCCGAGAUCUAAGCAGCCUCCUAAAGGAGACGCCCUUGUCUUCAGAGAUUUCCAUGCUUAGAACCCUCCUAGUCAUUUUUUGUUCCGCCUUCCUUCAACUGGAAGAACGCACAAACCUGGUUCUAUUUUAAUGCAGUGGGAUUCUCUGGGAACUGGAAGGCGUCCACUGCGCGUGGGUGGGUGCUCCCUUCAAAAACCGGAUGGGUUGUUCCUGUAAAAGAUGCCUGGGAUGAAGUCCCUGCCUAGAGAGAUACUAUCUGAGAGGGGCUGGGGAGAGAGGAGAGGAUAAAGAAUGCCUUGAGACAGACAGCUAGAAAUAGUGAACUCUGCACUGCUGUACCUUGUAUAAAUUGCCUUGUGCUAUUGAGGACUAAGAAAAAACAGCUGGUAUAAUUUCAUUACAAAAAAUACAUAGGAACGGAUGAAGCUUUCUGGAUUCUUUGAGCCACACUGCAGCUUUUCCAUGUGGCAGUGAGCCCCCCAGAUGCCCUUGGUGUCUUCUGUAUUGCAUUCACAGCAUGCUGCCGUGCAAGAAGUGAUGCCUUCAGCGUGCAUGUACCUGCUGUGUAGGAACUGCACUUACCCGUCGGGGAGGGUGGCCUCCUGAAGACAGCUGCUGGCUCUCAUCCGUUCCUCUGCAGAUUUUAUUUUACAUAAAUGGGCUUUACUACGUCUUCUACUUCGUGGCGACGCUGGCGAUGAUGGUUUAUAAAAGUCAGGUUUUCAGUUACCCGGAUCGUUUUUUGGCUCCCGAUCUUGCACUGCUCUGCAUCAUGGCCAUUCUUGAAGCGCUGCGGUUGUUCUUGGGUUCAAAGGGUAACCUGACAGAAGAAGAGGCUCCUUUAGGUCUCAGCCUUGUGAUAACGUUCGGAAGCAUGAUUCUGUCUGUGUAUUUCCUGAUAUGGCAAACGGUACAGCUGACCUACGCAAAAGAGACUUGGGCAAGACUGCAUGUGUGCAAAAACCUUCUGCUCCUGCUCCUCUUUGUAGGCCUCUCUGCCCUGGGGAAGUGUUUGAGUGGUGGUAGAAAGGAACAAGAGACACUUCCUGUGGAAGCACCCAGUUUCAUCCUUCAUCUGUAGCUGGGGGAGAUCCUUGCAAGCCAGGUAACGCCGGCUUCUGGCCACAUCGUGCUGCCCAGCAGUCAAAACCAAAACAUGCACAGCGGCAUGGACCUCCCCGGGCCACAUCCUCGUCUUGUUCAAGUCAGUGGCACAAACAACGCUCUGCUGAUCAGCAGGAGCAAGGCUGCGCCCAGGAAGGCAGCAAAGCAGCAGAACUGGGUGCUGAGCAGCCAGGAAAUGGAAUGGCCAAAUGUUUCUGGGCUUGUGCGCAAAUCAAAUACCCACCCGUUCAUUCCUCCCAAUCUGCUUGGCAUAAUGGAAUGCACUCAUCACGUAUUUGUUACGAAGACUGACAAACACACCCACCUGGAUCUACCCUCGUAAUGAUGAAUGCAUUCCAAGCAGAAGCCCUUUCUGUAUGCAUACAAAUAAGAGGGCACAUUUUUCCUGGUGUCUCUUUACGCCUGCCUUGUACAGAAAGCUGGUCACAGAAAGUCUGACGGGUUUUAAAGGCAGCUGCUAAGUGGAAUAUUGU